This is a messenger RNA of Drosophila arizonae, 2154 nucleotides long. RefSeq names its product signal recognition particle 72 (gene Srp72). Gene Ontology annotation, biological process: SRP-dependent cotranslational protein targeting to membrane. Gene Ontology annotation, cellular component: signal recognition particle, endoplasmic reticulum targeting. Lineage: Eukaryota; Metazoa; Arthropoda; Insecta; Diptera; Drosophilidae. The record is from RefSeq and is a predicted model, not a curated record. Gene Ontology annotation, molecular function: protein binding; ribosome binding; 7S RNA binding.
GAUGUGUCCAACCUGUCAAAGUUUCUAGCAGAGCGAAAGUUCAGUGCCAAAUAGGUUUAUUUUAGUGGAUUGUUAUUAUAAUGUCGAAAGACAUAACUGCCAAGGAGGCGCUUAUAAAAGCGGCCUACGCCGACGUUCACAAGUUUGGCAACAAUCAGGAGUUUGAUAAGGCGGUUAAAGCUGUUAAUCGCAUACUGGGUGUAGCACCUGAUGAUCAAACUGCACUGCACUGUAAAGUUGUAUGCCUGAUGCAGUUGUCCAAGUUCGAUGAGGCCCAUAAGUUCAUUGAGAAAAAUCGUUUGGCCUCUGUGUUGAUUUUUGAGAAGGCGUACUGUGAGUAUCGCCUAAAUAAGCAGCUACAGGCACUGAAAACCAUUGACGAUGCUGCAGUGCAGCCUCUGCCAGCGAAGUUGAAAGAAUUGCGCACACAAAUACUGUAUCGUUUGGAACGCUAUGAAGAUUGCCUGGAUGCGUACAAGGAGAUCAUUAAGAACAGUAGUGAUGAUUACGAGGAUGAACGACGCACUAAUCUCAGUGCAGUGGCUGCCAAUUUGGCAUUGGACAAGGACAAGGACGUUCCAGAAGUACCCGAGGACACCUAUGAGCAGUACUUCAAUAGCGCUUGCAUUCAGGCCAAUCGCCAGAGAUUCGUUGAAGCCGAGCGCAAAUUGCGAACCAGCGAAAAAUUGUGUCGGGAGUUUCUGGAAGAGGAGGGUGCUAGUGAGGAGGAGAUACUCGAAGAACUGGACGUUAUACGUGUUCAGCUCGCCUACUGUCUGCAACAGCAGGGCAAAAUUAAGGAAGCCAGCGUUAUUUAUGCAGAAUGCUUACGCCACAAACCGAAGGAUGCGGCUUUGGUAGCAGUUGCCAGCAACAAUACGGUGGUUAUCAACAAGGAUCAAAAUGUCUUUGACUCAAAAAAGAAAAUACGCGCUGCCAUGGCUGAUGCCUGUGAACCAAAGUUGACCUCACGGCAAAAGCAAACAAUAGCUCUGAACAAUUGCCUCUUGGCUCUGUAUACCAAUUCCAGCGAUCAAGUGCAACAGUUGACACAGAAAUUGACCCAGAGCUAUCCGCAAGUGGAGUUCGAGGCUCUGCUCAUACGCUGCAGUCAACUGGCCAAGGAUAAGAAGCACAAGGAGGCCAUCGAGCAGUUGAACAAGUUUGCCAGUGCACACAAGUCGCAUGAAUUUAUCAGCAAAUUUGCCAUCAUACAGUUGCAAUUGCUUCAAGGUAAUCGUAAGGACGCUAUCGAAACUCUACUCUCGUUGGGUGAAGCCAAGUACAAGCCUGGCAUUGUCUCGGCGCUGGUGUCUCUUUAUUUGGGCACCGACAAUAAGCCAGCCGCCUCGGCGCUGCUUAAAUCAGCCGUCGAAUGGUAUAAGCAAAAUAAUGUGAGCAGCGGCGAUUUGUCGGACAUGUGGCGGCAGGCGGCAGAGUUCCAUUUACGUGGUGGCGCCUCUGAGACGGCGGCCAGUUCAUUGGAGGAGCUGCUCAAGCUAAAGCCGAAUGAUAUGAAAGUGCUGGCUCAGCUAGUUAUUGCAUAUGCUCAAUUUAACCCUAAGCGUGCGCUCGAGAUAAGCCGCAAGUUGCCUAAACUGGAGACAUUGACUACGGCUUCCGAAAUUGAUGCACUCGAGGCGGCCAACUGGGUGAUGUCUGCAAAGGCAGCUAAAAAGACGGCCAAUGCAAAAGUUGAGCCUUCGCCCAGCACACCCGCAACAGAUAAGAAGAAGAGUGGCAAUCGCAAGCGCAAAGGUAAACUGCCUAAGAAUUACAAUGCCGAGGUCGCGCCCGAUCCUGAGCGCUGGUUGCCCAAGUAUGAGCGCACUGGAUUCCGUAAGAAGCGUGGCGGUGCCCGUGCCAAGGAUAUUAUCAAAGGUUCACAGGGCAUGGCGUCUGGUGCAGCUGAUCAAUACGACAUGUCCAAUCGCGCCAAUCUAAACAAGAACUCGCCUGCAACGCCCGUUUACCAGGAGCCCACGCCCGGCCCAAGGCAGCAACACCGCAAAGGUGGCCACAAGAAGAAGAAGGGWGGACGGUUCUAAGUCGUAACCAACAGCAUGCUUUUAAUUUGUAUCAAUUACAUAUACACUAUCAACGGUCUUGCAUUGUCAACUUAUAAAUAAAUAGAUUGGCUAUUCUUCCCCAUCA